CCAGAAUUCUCUGACGUAGCUGCAAAGAGAUAAGUUCCUGGGGUACAGGUCCUGUAGCUACUAACAAGUGAGUUAAGGGCUUGUGUUUUGUUUUGUUUGUAGUGGCGGUGACGGGUAGCAAUUUUAUGUAUUGGAUUUGUUAUCUCUUGCCAAUGGGAUAAAAGAUUGCGGAGUUGGAAAGAGAUUUUUUGUUGUACCUGCUGGAAUGGUCUCUGGAAGGAAACAGUAUGGGUCAGAAUCCUGGGGUACAAGAGCCCAGUUCAGAAGGAUGGACCUUUUUACUUUGCAACAGGUACAAACAAUACUGAUGGGUGUGUUGACUGUGGACUGAACAGCUGGCUGCUACUAUGGAUGAGCAGCAAGCUUUGAAUUCUAUUAUGCAGGACUUGGCUGUGCUUCAUCAUCAGUCCAGCCGUCCUGCCUUACCUGUACAUGAAACAGGAAAGCCAAAAACCUCUUCGCCUAAAAAUCAGAAUGACGUUCGAGUUAAAUUUGAACAUCAUGGUGAAAAAAGAAUUCUCCAAUUUCCCAGACCAGUCCGGCUUGAGGAUCUUAUUUCCAAGGCUAAAGUUGCUUUUGGGCAACCCAUGAAUCUUCAUUACACAAAUAAUGAGCUGGUCAUCCCAUUAACCACACAGGAUGAUUUAGAUAAGGCAGUAGAGUUGUUGGACCGAAGCAUACAUAUGAAAAGUUUAAAAAUUCUUCUUGUCCUCCAAGGAAAUGCGCAGUCAUUCAGCAGCAGCAUAGAGCCAUUGCCAACGCUGGAAGGCCUAGAUAACACAGUGUUUGGAGGUAUGGAUGGAAAAAAGAGGUUUUAUUUAAUAAGUACCCAUUCAACUGAUAGGAGUUCACCACCUCCAGGUUACAUUCCGGAUGCACAGCAACAGGUUGUUGCAAGAAAUGGGUCUUUCACUAGUAUUAACAGUGAAGGUGAAUUCAUUCCUGAAAGUAUGGAUCAAGUAAUGGAUCCGCUAUCACUAAGUAGUCCUGAAAACUCAGGUUCUGGAAGUUGUCCUUCACUUGAUAGUCCCUUAGACAGUGACAGUUAUCCUAAGUCCCGAAUGCCAAGAGCUCUGAGCUAUCCAGACAACCAUCAGGAAUUUUCAGACUAUGAUGUGCCUGUUUUUGAGAAGUUUGGAAAAGGUGGGACUUAUCCCCGAAGGUACCAUGUCUCGUACCAGCACCAGGACUACAAUGAUGGUCGUAAAACCUUCCCUAGGGCUCGAAGGACACAGGGUACCAGUUUCCGAUCUCCAAUCAGUUUUAGCCCAACAGAUCAUUCUGCAAGUACCAGCAGUGGAAGCAGUAUCUUUACUCCAGAGUAUGAAGAUGUCUGGAUGAGGAGAGGAAGUGACAUUGACAAUCCAACACUUUGCAUGGACAUCAGCCCACCAAGUAGCCGCUCUCCACGUGCACCAACAAACUGGAGGUUAGGAAAGCUGCUUGGUCAGGGUGCUUUUGGCAGAGUGUAUUUGUGUUAUGACGUUGAUACAGGAAGGGAGCUGGCCGUGAAACAGGUUCAGUUUGAUCCAGAUAGCCCUGAUACAAGUAAGGAGGUGAGCGCCCUUGAGUGUGAAAUCCAGCUGCUGAAAAAUCUGCUGCAUGAAAGAAUUGUCCAGUAUUAUGGCUGCUUGAGGGACAUCCAGGAAAGAACUCUGUCCAUUUUUAUGGAGUAUAUGCCAGGGGGUUCAAUUAAGGACCAGUUAAAAUCCUAUGGUGCACUUACAGAGAAUGUGACUCGAAGGUUCACACGACAGAUUCUAGAAGGAGUACAUUAUUUGCACAGUAACAUGAUUGUACAUAGAGAUAUCAAAGGAGCAAAUAUUUUGAGGGAUGCAGCAGGCAAUGUGAAAUUGGGAGACUUUGGUGCAAGCAAACGUUUACAGACGAUAUGUCUGUCAGGAACAGGCAUUAAGUCUGUUACAGGGACCCCUUACUGGAUGAGUCCUGAAGUAAUUAGUGGAGAGGGCUAUGGUAGGAAAGCAGAUAUCUGGAGUGUUGGCUGCACUGUUGUAGAAAUGCUUACAGAGAAGCCUCCGUGGGCUGAAUUUGAAGCUAUGGCUGCUAUCUUUAAAAUUGCUACUCAGACUACUAGUCCCCAACUCCCUCCCCAUGUUUCAGACCAUUGUCGGGACUUCCUGAAGAGAAUUUUUUCGGAGGCCAAGCUGAGACCUUCUGCUGAGGAACUCUUGAGGCACGUGUUUGUGCAUUAUCACUAGCGCUAGCCUCCACUUUGUUUUUUUGUCUGAUGCAUUUAUUUUCUAUCUUGACUGCACUUUUUUAAGAGAAAAAUGUGUAAAACUUUUUUUUGAUUCAAGGUCUUUCCUUGGUUGUAAUUAAUAAUGUAAGAUUCUCUAUUUAUAAUAAUGUACCUUUUUUGUUUUUGAUUUUUCACCUGGAGGAAUCUGAAACUUUUUUAAUGGCGUAUGCAAUUGAUCUGGAUUAUAUCACAUUGAUGUGAAGCACUUUAUUACAUACCCCAUUCCUCAUGUUGAAGUCAGUUAUACGAUGAGUCUUAACCCAGUGUCAUCAUUUUAACUUUUAUACAUCUUCGUUGCUGUAUUCAGGACUUAUACUGGUUACCAGUGCUGCUGUUUAUUUCUCUAUUCUCACCAUUUGAAGUUUGCUGUUAAAUGGUCAGAGGAUCUGGGUUGUAUUUCUGCUUUUAAUGCAUUGUUUUGUUGCAGUUUUAUUUAUUUUUAACUGCGUUUAUUAUGUUUUGCUUGUUAUUUUACCAUUUGCAGACUGGGUUGUUGUGAAUUUCAAGUCCUUCACAUUCCUGCUCUUACCCCUUCCAUCUUACCCGUCUUGUGAAAGAUUUAUUGCAUAGAGACCUACUGUAACUUUAAUCUUCACAGACUGAAAUUAAUAAAGGGAGCUAAUGGUGAGUUCAGAUAUUUCUUCUUA
Protopterus annectens (West African lungfish) is the source of this 2907-nucleotide messenger RNA. It is a transcript of the gene MAP3K2, whose product is annotated as mitogen-activated protein kinase kinase kinase 2. The transcript has 19 exons. The record is from RefSeq and is a predicted model, not a curated record. Gene Ontology annotation, biological process: protein phosphorylation. The coding region runs from base 348 to 2219 and encodes 623 amino acids. Gene Ontology annotation, molecular function: protein kinase activity; protein binding; ATP binding. Lineage: Eukaryota; Metazoa; Chordata; Ceratodontiformes; Protopteridae.